CCAGAGACGAGCAGAUGGCAAAGAGCACAGAGCAGGGCACUGCUGCUGUUGCCCCAGGACACAGUCCCCAUCCACCCAGACGGCUCACAGCCUCGUUCAGACACUCAAGAAUAAGUCUAUUCAGCUUCCAGUCUCCUCUGAGCACACAUUAAAUACUGCACAAAUCCACUAGGAGUUUUCCGGGAUCAUGGUUGGACCAAAGGCCACAGAUAUACCUCCCACUACUGCUGUCAAGUGCCUAGGGGCUGGCACAGCUGCCUGCUUUGCUGACCUGCUCACCUUCCCAUUGGACACAGCCAAAGUUCGUCUCCAGAUCCAAGGAGAAUCCCAGACAGAGCAGGCAGUUCAAAAUGUUCGAUACCAGGGAUUGCUGGGCACCAUCAGGACCAUGGUGAAGAAUGAAGGCCCCACCAGCCUCUACAAUGGCCUGGUGGCUGGGCUGCAGCGUCAAAUGAGCUUUGCCUCCAUCCGAAUUGGCCUCUAUGACUCUGUCAAGCAGUUCUACACCCCCAAGGGAGCAGAAAACUCCAGCAUCAUGAUCCGGAUCCUGGCAGGAUGCACAACAGGGGCCAUGGCCGUGACCUGUGCUCAACCCACAGAUGUGGUGAAGGUGCGUUUCCAGGCCAGUGCCCAACUGGGACCAGGAAGCAGCAGAAAGUACAGAGGGACAAUGGAUGCCUACAGGACAAUUGCCAGGGAGGAAGGGAUCAAGGGCCUGUGGAAAGGAACUUUGCCCAACAUCACCAGAAAUGCCAUUGUCAACUGUGCUGAGAUGGUGACCUAUGACAUGAUAAAGGAGGCACUGAUAGACCACCACCUGAUGACUGACAGUUUCCCCUGCCACUUUGUCUCAGCCUUCGCAGCCGGCUUCUGUGCCACAAUUGUGGCGAAUCCUGUGGAUGUUGUGAAGACCCGAUAUAUGAAUUCCCCUCCUGGCCGCUACAGUAGCACCAUGAACUGUAUGCUGAAGACCCUAAGGCAGGAAGGCCCUACAGCCUUCUACAAGGGAUUCACUCCCUCCUUUAUUCGUUUGGGAUCCUGGAAUGUGAUGAUGUUUGUGACCUAUGAGCAGUUGAAAAGAGCCCUGAUGAAACUCCAGAUGUCCUGGGAAUCUUAAUUUUAACCAAAAAGAGAUUAUUGGAAUAUGGAAAUCAUAAGACAUAUAUAUAUAUAUGUAUACAUGUAUAUAUAUGUGUAUGUGUAUAUACAUAGAGAAAGACAUAAACAUUCAUGUUUGCUUGCUGCCAAACCUUAAGAAAUACCCUUUCACAGAUUGAAACUUGAAGAAAUGGAAGAAGAAAAGGUAGAUAAGAAGGAAGUUUCCAGCCUUGGAUACUCUGUCUUAGGAACAGCCUUGUCAUGCAUUGACAAGAUAAAAUCAUAAAUUAUAUUAAUUUUUGAAACAUAUCAAGGUUGAUGCCUAAUAUUUAGGCAAGAGGAAAUAAAUUCAAACAGACCUAAUUGGGAAAAUCAGAAGGUAUGGUGGAUGUAUCCUGGACAUUGGUUUAGAAAAUUAAUUGAGAGCAUUCAAGAGAGUUUAAGCAAAGAAAGAGAUGAAUAGAUAUUUAAGUUUCUACUCCCUGGGGAAUCUAGGGUAUAGCUGGCAAUUUAUUAAAAUCACAGAAGCUCAGUGCUGGAAGGAAUGUUAGAUCACAUCUAAUCUGACCUGUAUCUGAACAGUAAUUCCCUCAGUAAAGUCCUGGCCAAGUUGCAUGUCGUUUUUCUUUCAUCAUGAUUGAUGGAUGGUCCACAAGCUUUAUUGAGCACUCAGGCCCUAUUGAGCACUAGGCUCUAGAGAUGGAAUCUAAACUGAAUUCUAGAAAACUGAGGAUUUCCUAACCCAAAGAAGUAAUACUGUGUAUUAGCCUUCAGGAAGAGGCUAUGGAUUUAGGACUAACGUCCCCCUCCAGUGCUAUAGGACUAAAAAGAACUCCUUGUUCUUGGUGGCUGACAGCAGAGCAAAAGUGCUAUCAGGUCCUACCCAACAGGAAAGGUUUCAAGUACAAGCCUAAUUAUAAACUGUGUAUCUGUCAUCCAAGAACUAGCCUAGCUAAGGGCAAAAAACUUCAUUCACAUCACCUGAACACUGGCUUCCAGGUAAAUCCCUUCAGCCACAGCAAUUCAUGAAAACAGUAUACAAGGCUGGGGUAUGGCUUAGUAGGCACACAAAAAUGAGAACACAGCUCCUUGAAUAAGAAUUAUAGGGCUAGGUUGAGGUGCUUAGUAAAAUUCAAUGAGGAGGGGCAGCUAGGUGGGGCAGUGGAUAAAGCACGGGCCCUGGAUUCAGGAGGACCUGAGUUCAAAUCUGAUCUCAGACCUUUGACACUUUCUAGCUGUGUGACCCUGGGCAAGUCACUUAACCCUCAUUGCCCCACCAAAAAAAAAAAUUCGAUGAGGAGGAGGGGGAAGGGAAGAAGGAGGAGGAGGAAGAGAAGGAGAAGGAAAAAAAUUGAGACAAUUAUGUCACUGAAGGAAUUCUCUUCAGGGUAGGGAGUAAAGAUGGUAGAGUGAAAAGAGUGUUAGACUUGUAGUCAGGAGUCCUGAGUUAAAAUCUAGUCUCUAACACUAAACAAGUCAGUUGAGAUCUCCCAGAUUCAGUUUCUUCAAUUGUAAAAUGAGGAUAAUGCAUGCAGUACCUGCUUCACAGGGUUGUUGUAAGGAAAGUGUAUAGAAAAUGUUAUGGGCCCAGAGUACCCCAGAAGCAAUUUUGGGGCACAUCAA
This is a messenger RNA of Dromiciops gliroides (monito del monte), 2721 nucleotides long. RefSeq names its product uncoupling protein 3 (gene UCP3). Gene Ontology annotation, biological process: mitochondrial transmembrane transport; response to cold; mitochondrial transport. Gene Ontology annotation, cellular component: mitochondrial membrane. Gene Ontology annotation, molecular function: oxidative phosphorylation uncoupler activity. NCBI's taxonomy places the organism in Eukaryota, Metazoa, Chordata, Mammalia, Microbiotheria, Microbiotheriidae. The record is from RefSeq and is a predicted model, not a curated record. The coding region runs from base 188 to 1117 and encodes 309 amino acids. The transcript is spliced from 7 exons.